Coregonus clupeaformis (lake whitefish) is the source of this 1409-nucleotide messenger RNA. RefSeq names its product huluwa (gene hwa). Bases 117 to 1091 code for a protein of 324 amino acids. Lineage: Eukaryota; Metazoa; Chordata; Actinopteri; Salmoniformes; Salmonidae. The transcript is spliced from 3 exons. The record is from RefSeq and is a predicted model, not a curated record.
GGUGCCACAAAACACCUGCGCUCUCACAGAAAAUAACCAAUUAGGCUAAGCAAUUUUGAACAAAAUCACAAUCUUAUGUGUUCUGGAACUGGAUCCUAUAAACUAUUUGUGAUGAAAUGUCGCUAAUAGGACCAUCAACACCACCCUCAAAUCGGAGUGAUGGUUUGCCAAUUACCAGUUUAACGCUACUUAUUAUCCUACUCUUACCGUGCGUGGUUCUUCUGUUGCUGUUGAACUGUUUGUUUCUGUGUUACAAGUUACACAUUUGUUCAAAGAACAGAAAAAGACGAGAGGACACCGACAGUAUUUUACAGUCUACUCUGUCGACGCGCCAGAGAAUGACCAGAAUAUCCGAGGCGCCAUUGUUGCCAAAUCAAGAUGGGAAAAGGGCUUACAUCUCGGUUUCAGAGACUAUGCUGGCACAGCCCUCGAGUUCUUCAAGAACUUCGUCAAAGGAGAGGGCAGCAGUGGACCAGAGGAUCCGAUUCAUCCGGCCGGACGGGGCCACAGGCGGUGUCUUGGAGUCCCUGAGGGCGCAGAGUACCAUAUUGGCCACAACGGCCGAGGCCACCUCCAGGGUCGACCAGCCCUUUAGGUCACGAAUGUACAGCAGGAACAAAAUGGAAUGGCGCAAAAGCGCCCCUGUCCUACCGCAGUCAAGUGAUUCAGAGGCAGAACGGCCUGACCUCGUACCACCCAACUCACCUGCGCUAAAUAAUCCACACUCAAGGGUAACACCUGACCAGAGGCCCAUGCGUCGGUGCAGCACCAUGGAGCUAUUGAACAACAUAGGCGAACACCAGUUUGAUAUGGUUGAAUGUGAAUAUGCCAGUAACAUACCUCCAGAGUUCUCAUGCUUUGUUGUAUCUGACAACUCUUCCACCAUGGGCCCUGGAUUGGACAGCGACUUUGGAGCAAGCGCAGGUGUCUCGCUCCGGAUUUUAUCCGCGGACAGCGACGGUCUCACCAACGGUGUGUGGGACUCCGGAAUGGAGUGGGACUAUUACGACCCGUGCUAUGUGAGGGAGAAAAAUAUACCCAAACAGAAACAUCACAAGCCUGCAUUACAUACCAAGCAUUAUUGGGUAUGAUGCCAGAGAACACGAAAUGUUUUAAACUGAUUUUAAUAUUUGUUAUUAGGCUAUACAUUUUUUUUCUCCAAAUAUUUAAUUCUAAAAAGCACACUAACACAGAUUAUCACUUUUUCAACUGAGCUAAAUGUAACUUUUACCCCCACCAGUUUUCUAAAGAAUUGCACUCACUUUUGUAAAUCACACAUUUAUUCUCAAACUAUGUUCAUUCAAUGUCCAAGACACUUAUACUAUUCACUUUCUUGUUUGUUACACUUGAAUAAGCACAUUUAUUAUAUGCACUAAAAUUGCUUGAACAUUUGAUUUCACCCAGUAUUA